AGAAAAAAAAUACUAAGAAAAAAAAAAAAAGGAGACGGGAAAAUGGCGAACGAUUCUCCUGCAAAAAGUCUGGUGGAUAUCGACCUUUCCUCCUUGCGGGAUCCCGCUGGGAUUUUUGAGCUCGUGGAAGUGGUUGGCAAUGGCACGUAUGGGCAAGUCUACAAGGUUUGUGCAGAAUUUUUUCUCCUCUUAUUGUUGCCAAUUUUCCAGAGGGGUACCCGGUGCCUGCGCCGGGCUGAGCACACGGCUGCAGGCGAGCCACCCGCUGAGGCAAACGGAACAGUCAGGGGUGGUAAAAGUGUUGUCCUUGUCAUUGUUGCUGGCCGUGACAAGUUUGUCAGCCUCUUGCCUUCUGCUUUUUGCAGAGGGGCACAAAUUACUCUCCUAAGUACCCAUCCUGAAAUGGUGAAAUAGCCCUUUAUUGUCCUUAUUCUACCCUGUGCUCCCUCUAGAGAAAUGACCGAACCAAGUGGACCCUGUCAGAAUGUGGCCGGGUUAUACAAAUAGGUCUACGGCUUAUUCACAUUUGCUGCUGGAAAUCCUCAUGGAAGUUUGUGCUGCUGCUGCUCGUGCUGCAGUGACUUUAGACAAAGACAUUGGCCUUAAUAAAAACUGUCACCCGGUUUCCUUGUUGGAAACCCUUCAAAGUGCUGAAGCUGUAGAGUUGGGGGCGGGUGCGUCCGAUCCCACUGGGCUGUGCUGUGAUGGGGGGUGCAGAGUGACAGUAAUAAGUGAUUGAAGCAGGGAAGCUUAUUUUGUGAAAACCAGAAUUCCCAGAAUAACCUGUUUGACAAGUGUAUGACUUUAGAAAAUAGAAAUCGGACAGUGCCCAUGUGGGUGUGAAACUAGCCUACUUUUUUUUUUUUUAUUUCUUUUUUCCGCUUUAGUGUGCAGUCAGUGGAACAAGCAAAUCUUGAGAUUGCAUGACUUUGCAGUGAGUGUUAGCUACCAGGAUGACUAAUUAUUCACACCGACUUAAUACUUGGCUAAAGACUGAAGGCUCUAGUCUUAAACUGUAAAAAUGCAAGAUACAUUUGGAGAGGGAAGGAGAGAUAACUGAAAGUAGCUGAGGAUGCCUUGGCUGCGUCGGGGUUUUUUGUUGGUUUUUGUUGUUGUUGGAUUUUUUGUUUUGGUUUGGGUUUUGUGCUUAUAAAUAAGGCAGUGUA
Empidonax traillii (willow flycatcher) is the source of this 1166-nucleotide messenger RNA. RefSeq names its product mitogen-activated protein kinase kinase kinase kinase 4 (gene MAP4K4). The coding region runs from base 43 to 414 and encodes 123 amino acids. Lineage: Eukaryota; Metazoa; Chordata; Aves; Passeriformes; Tyrannidae. The transcript has 2 exons. The record is from RefSeq and is a predicted model, not a curated record.